Fraxinus pennsylvanica is the source of this 1071-nucleotide messenger RNA. The record is from the annotation of a GenBank genome assembly. Lineage: Eukaryota; Viridiplantae; Streptophyta; Magnoliopsida; Lamiales; Oleaceae.
AUGGCUAAAUCAUAUUGCUUGCACCAGUCACCACCAGCGAUUGCUGAAAUGCUGCUACUUCUUAUAUCAGCAUUUUGCUUGCUCAUGGCAGAUGCCAGCAUUGGAGUUUGUUAUGGAACCCUCGGAGACAAUUUGCCAUCUGCACCACAAGUUAUUGCUCUGUGCAAUAAGUAUAACAUUAACAGACUCCGACUCUACAAUCCAAACCAAGCAAUUCUCAAAGCCCUCAAGGGAAACCUCAGCAUAUCAGUCAUUGUAGGCGUUCCAAAUGAAGAACUCCCAGGAAUUGCAAGAAAUCCUUCGACUGCAAAAUCAUGGGUCCGAAAUAAUAUACUCAAUUAUGCUAAUGUGAAUUUCAGGUACAUAGCAGUUGGAAAUGAAAUCAGUCCCAGUUCGAAUUUGGCACCAUAUGUAGUCCCCUCAAUGGAAAACAUUCACAGUGCCAUUUCCGCUGCCAGGCUUGGGUACAGAAUCAAAGUUUCCACGUCCUUAAGCAUGGAAAUUCUUGCACGAUCGUAUCCUCCAUCAACAAGCGUGUUCAAGUCUGAAAUUCUGUCCUCAUUUAUCAUCCCCAUUGUUAACUUUCUUGUGAAAAAUCAGAGCCCGUUGCUUCUGAGUGUGUACCCGUAUUUUGCUUUCAGCAGUAACACGAAGGACAUUAGCCUGGCUUAUGCACUUUUUACAUCUCCUUCGACUGUGGUCAAAGAUGGGAAUUACGAGUACCAAAACCUGUUUGAUGCUAUGGUGGAUGCAACGCACGCAGCAUUGGAGAAGACUGGAGGGACUAAUGUAGAAAUUGUUGUUUCGGAAAGUGGAUGGCCUUCUGCUGGUGGAACAGCAACUACUCUUGAGAAUGCCCGGAUUUAUAACUCCAAUUUGAUUAAACAUGUCGAGAAAGGAACCCCAAGAAGGCCUGGAAAGCCUGUAGAAACUUACGUUUUUGACCUGAUUGAUGAGAAUCAGAAAAGCCCGGAACUUGAGAAGCAUUGGGGACUCUUUCUUCCUAAUCAACAACCUAAAUAUCCCAUGACAUUUGAUAAAAACACAAUGAACGACUCGAUAAUUUCAUAA